Molecule: messenger RNA, 1180 nt
Organism: Olea europaea var. sylvestris
Lineage: Eukaryota; Viridiplantae; Streptophyta; Magnoliopsida; Lamiales; Oleaceae
Product: zinc finger A20 and AN1 domain-containing stress-associated protein 4-like
Exons: 1
Coding region: 344-808 (154 amino acids)
Molecular function (GO): DNA binding; zinc ion binding
Source: RefSeq, a predicted model, not a curated record
CAUCAACAACCACCACACAGCCUUAACCACGUGUCCCACUGCGGUACCCCACAUUGAUUAACCCUGGCUCUCUUCCAGCCUGUCCCCACUCUUUGAUCAUCAUUUUUUAUUAUUAAAUUCCGUUUAGUUUUUGGCAACUUCCUUGGGUCCUUCUCAUCUAUGAUUCUCUCUCCGUCUCUUAUGUAGAUUCCUCCUCUCCCACAGAAAACCUUCAUAUUUUCUAUAAGAUAUUGCUGUCGUAUCUUCAUUUCUCGUUGAUUUUAGAUACCCUUUUGAAUAAAUUUGAAUUCUGAUCCUUUCUUUGGUCGAGAUCUUUGAGUUUUUUUUUUUCCUCGGAGAAAUCAUGGCGGAAGAGCAAUUUCAGGCUCCUGAAGGCCACCGUUUGUGUGCAAAUAAUUGCGGAUUUUUUGGAAGUCCUGCUUAUAAAAAUUUAUGUUCUAAAUGUUACAGGGAUCUUUGCUUGCAAGAGACACAAGAGAAUUCCAAACCUGGCGAUUCUCCUUUAUUUUCAUCCCCGACUUUGGUUGCGCCGUCAUCAUCGGUGGUGGAGACGCGGCCAAUUGAAUCCUCGCCGGAAAAGUCUCCUGCGGUGGCACAACCAGUGGUGCAGCACCAGCCCAGCAGGUGCUUUUCGUGCAGGAAGAAGGUGGGGUUAAUGGGUUUCAGGUGUAGGUGUGGGACCACCUUUUGUGGGAGCCAUCGGUACCCGGAACAACACGGAUGUACCUUUGAUUUCAAGGCCAUGGGCAAGGAGGCCAUUGCCAAGGCCAAUCCAGUGGUCCAAGCUGAUAAGUUGGAGAAGAUAUGAUUACAGCCGUUAAUUUCAAUGACUUUUCUGGCCAAUAAACGCGGGAGAUUAUGCCGGCUAUAGACGAGGAUGACCAUGGCACUUGUGAAUUUGAUGUGAAUAAUUUUUCCUUUUCCUUUUUAUUUUCUCCGUUUUCAUAAUUUAUUAUGUGGGAUUUAGUGAAAGAAAAAGGGAAAAAAAACGAAGAAAAGUUUGAUGUUAAUAAUUUAGAUGUCGCUUUCAUCCUUUAAUGUGUCAUGUGUAUGCAAGAGUAGUUCCUUUCGUACUGUGGCAAAAGCAUUUAGGGUUGCCAACUAUUUCUCUUCACAGCGUAGUUAUAAGCCUUUGGUCCCAUUAUUUGAAAUUUUAAUGGUUGGAGUAGUAUUUUAUUUA